Messenger RNA from Caenorhabditis briggsae, 1047 nucleotides. NCBI's taxonomy places the organism in Eukaryota, Metazoa, Nematoda, Chromadorea, Rhabditida, Rhabditidae. Gene Ontology annotation, biological process: transcription-coupled nucleotide-excision repair; proteasome-mediated ubiquitin-dependent protein catabolic process; protein polyubiquitination. The coding region runs from base 1 to 1047 and encodes 348 amino acids. The transcript is spliced from 7 exons. Gene Ontology annotation, molecular function: protein binding. The record is from RefSeq and is a predicted model, not a curated record. Gene Ontology annotation, cellular component: Cul4A-RING E3 ubiquitin ligase complex; nucleotide-excision repair complex.
AUGCCGAAAUCAAAAUGCCAAAUUUUCGAGCGCGAACAAAUUUCUCGAGCAUUCUUAAAUUUAAAAUGGACCAAACAUAUUCAAAUGGGAUGUGAACAGACUGGAAUUGGACAUUUUAGAGACAUAAGUUCACUAGAUAUCGAUGAUGGAGAUCAAAUGCUUAUUCUCGGCUCCUACUGUGGAUCGGUUACUGUAACUCGGUACAAGAAUUUGGAACGAAAAAAGUGGAAAAAACCAAUGCAAUUAAAUCUCGAAUCGGAGCCGUUGAAAACUAUCAAAUGGUGUCCAGUGGAUCUGCGUCUCUUCAUGGUUAGCACAUUCAAAAAGUCUCUAAAUCUAUGUGAUGCUUUAAAUGAACGAGUUUUACACUCUGGAACAUUCGAUGGACCGGUUCAUUUCGAUUGGAAUAGUCAUCAGACGCAUCCAAAAGUUGCUGUGGCAGAUGGUAGUCGGACUAUGAAAAUUGUGGAUUUUAGAGUCGGAAUUUCCCUGCCACAAAUCGUUCGCUGGGAUGAUGUGCCAAUUGAUAUGGUCCAAUGGUUUCCAUCCAAGCAGAAUUAUGUGUAUGUCGGUAGACAAGACGGGCGGAUCGGAGUUUUCGAUAUCCGAAGUACACGUGGCGUUUUGAUGGAAAAACAAAUUCAUGGUUCGAAAAUGUUUGGAAUGAAAAUCACCCCAGAUGGACGUCAUCUGAUCAGUGGAGACACUUCUGGAAGGAUCCACGUGGCAGAUACAUGGGAUUUAAGCACGAAAUUUGAAUUUCGCGGGUUUUUCAACCCGAAAAUCGUGGCGAAUCAACAAUUGGAGGUUUUGGCGAUUGGGAAGGAUUUGUUCGUUGCGACGAAUUUCGAAAAAUUGACAAUUUUGAAGUUUUCAAAAGGGAAAUUAGAGAAAAAUGAGCAAUCAAGAUUUCUAGAGAUUGCUCCGUGCGCUUUAAAAGACCAGGCAAUGCGGUUCAGACGGUCCAGUUAUGAGCUCAUCGCCGGCCACAACUACAAUUAUUUGAACAUUCUCUCUCUUGGUGUUCAUGAGGAUACUUCAAACUGA